Messenger RNA from Neohortaea acidophila, 1219 nucleotides. RefSeq lists its product as uncharacterized. Bases 121 to 723 code for a protein of 200 amino acids. The transcript has 2 exons. The record is from RefSeq and is a predicted model, not a curated record. NCBI's taxonomy places the organism in Eukaryota, Fungi, Ascomycota, Dothideomycetes, Mycosphaerellales, Teratosphaeriaceae.
GCCUUGGGACGCGGGGCGCGCUGCCUUUGCUUCCGUCCACCUCCGCUCACCACACGGCGAUGCCGCUUUGUCGAGCACGACAGCCUCGUUCUCGAUCGCAAUCGAGUCGCAUCCUUCGCCAUGGUUGAGAGAGCCGCGCAUGCAACAUCGGAGGAGUGGCCAGGAGAAGGAAAUGCACACCACCGACCCGCCGGCAAGGCGCAUCAUCAUGGUAGGGCGGAGGCUGACGCAUUCCUGAACCUGACCACAAACACGAUGCACACGCCGGCGCAGGAGUCGGACAGCGAAGUGCAAGGAGAUGCGGCCAAUGGGACCUCCCUCCUGCUUGACCUGGUAUUGGUCCCGCUGAACAUGGUGGCCUUCCUGCUAUCCUUGGCCAUCGUGGAGUACCGCCAGCGCCAGUGGCGUGUGUCGCAGCACGCUUCCCACUCCGAAGGCCUAUGGGCCCGGGUGACUCACUGGUCACCUGCCGAACCCUAUCAGGACUCUCGAGACGGGACGUGGAAGCGCAGCGAGGGCAGCAACGCUCAGCAACCCACCGCGCCCAUGUUUCAGGGGUGGGUGACGCAAAAGAAGCAUCGUGCGGUGGCCAAGAUGGAGCUUGGCGACGCUCUGGAGUUGAAGGGAGGGGUGCUGGUGGCCCUCGCCAUCUUCAGUGCCAUUAGCCUGGUGGCGCUGCUUUACGGCAUCCGGCAUACGUAUAGCUGGGUGGUUAGUGGAUGAGAGAUGUAUGGAAACAACAAGCCGCUGGUAGGCGUUGACGAUAAUGAGGAUGGAGCGUCGCGCAUCAAAUCGCUUGGUCGACGAUGGGGUUGACGAGCGGCGAGCGUGACGUGGUCAGAGUUGCCUUCUCUAUCCCAUUCGUCGCGCGUUCUCGUGCACAGGGCAAUAAUCUGCAAGCGAGAUGCACGCAACAAGUGAACUGGUGGAGGUUGCAGGACAGUUGUUGUGAGGCCUCGGGCAGUGAUUGUUGUAGGGUACAUGCAGAGAUGGAGGAAUCACAACUGAUCAUCACUGCCUGCCGUGGCACGACGCGGAUCGAGCAUUGUGACGGUGGUGAAGCCUAACGAUGCGUCAUCGCUUCCUAUGCACCGACUCGGAGAUUAUGGCAGAAGGUGCUUGACGAGCUGCGCGGCGUACCAUACAGUACAUGUAGGAGACGAAUCCCGCAGAGAUAACGACAAGGUAAUAAGGUAUUAAACAUCGAAUUGCCCCUGGA